Molecule: messenger RNA, 1272 nt
Organism: Centropristis striata (black sea bass)
Lineage: Eukaryota; Metazoa; Chordata; Actinopteri; Perciformes; Serranidae
Gene: acp5a
Product: acid phosphatase 5a, tartrate resistant
Exons: 5
Coding region: 64-1065 (333 amino acids)
Biological process (GO): bone resorption
Molecular function (GO): acid phosphatase activity; ferric iron binding; ferrous iron binding
Source: RefSeq, a predicted model, not a curated record
UCCAUUUGAUAUGCGUUUAGCUCUGCCGCUAACUGUAGAUCUGUCUAUUUUCUUUCUUUAAAGAUGGCGCUGGCACUGGUAUCUAUCUUAAUCGCUGCCAUUCCUGUGGCCUACUGCUAUCCCACCACCUUCCAGGACCUGGAGGGGACUAGCACAAACCGAACCUCCAUUAAGUUCCUGGCUGUAGGAGAUUGGGGUGGAGUGCCUCAUCCCCCCUAUAUCACCGCUGUGCAGAAGGCUACUGCUCAUGAAAUGAGCAAUGUAGCGGAGCAGAUGGGAGCUGACUUUGUUCUGGCCCUUGGUGAUAACUUCUACUUUAAAGGUGUGAACAGUGUGGAUUCUCCUCGAUUUCAGGAAACUUUUGAGUCGGUGUACACAGCAAAGUCUCUCCAGGUCCCGUGGUAUAUACUUGCUGGCAAUCAUGAUCAUGCAGGGAACGUCAAAGCCCAGAUUGAGUACAGCCAGAGAUCUGACAGAUGGAAAUUCCCAUCUUACUAUUACGAGCUGAACUUCCGCAUCCCCAACACUGGGAAGACCCUGACCAUCAUCAUGCUGGACACCAUAAUGCUGUGCGGAAACUCUGACGACUUCCUGGAUGAGAAGCCCCGAGGCCCUCUGAGUGCGGUGGAUGCUAACCGCCAGCUGACGUGGCUGCAGGGCAGACUGGCUCGCUCCAGGGCUGACUUCCUGUUGUUGGCCGGCCACUACCCUGUGUGGUCCGUGUCUGAGCACGGGCCCACAGAGUGUCUCCUGCAGAGGCUUCACCCUCUGCUGAAUAAAUACAACGCCACUGCUUACCUCUGCGGCCAUGACCACAAUCUGCAGUACAUUGAGGAGUCUGGUGUGGGCUACGUGGUGAGCGGUGCUGGAAACUUCCUGGAUCCUGACGUCCGUCACUGGAACCAUGUUCCCAAAGGUACUGUGAAGUUCUUCACCGGCCAAGCUUCAACAAUGGGAGGCUUCGUCCACGCAGAAGUCACAAAGAACAAGAUGAUCUUGACGUUCUUCCAGGCUAAAGGCACUUCUCUCUAUCGCACCGUCCUCUCCCAGAGGACCUUUGAGUAGACCAGCUCAUCACAGGAACUGUAAAGUUAGUUAUCUAUUGCACACAGUGUUGUUCUGCAAUGAUAAAGUAAUGGCUGUUAAUCCUGUGUUUUUAAACUUUGGCAUUAAUAUUUCAAAGCAAUUCACAAUGCAUAUUUUAAAGAGAAUCAACUUGUUUUACAUGUAAAUUUCUUGUAUGAUAAAAGAAUAAAUGUGAUUUGUAAAUAA